AUGAAUACCUUGGAGAAGUUGGAUCUUAAGGAUCCGCGUCUUUACCGGCGGAAGGCUUGCAUCAAUGGAAAGACAUAUGGCUAUCUUUAUGCAGAGCCAAAGGAAGGAUAUUCUCGAACAGUAUUCUUGAUCCAUGGCUUUCCAGACCUUUCCAUGGGCUGGAGAUAUCAAAUACCUUUUUUCUUGGGGCUCGGACAUCGUGUAAUUUGCCCGGACUGUUUGGGAUAUGGCCAAUCGGACUCUCCUUCGGGAUCUGUUGUCCCUUUCAGCUUGAAAUCUCAAUGCACGGACUUUCACGGUUUAGCAGUUCAACUCGGAUGCCAAAAUAUCAUUCUAGGAGGCCAUGAUUGGGGAUCAAUGAUGGCCUCUCGCUUCGCGCUCUACUUUCCUGAUUUUGUCACACAUCUGAUCUUAUUCGUGGUUCCUUUGUUUCCACCUUCGUCUACAUACUGUAGCGUGUCUGACCUUGUCAAACUUCAGCCAUCCUUUGGUUACAUGCUUCAAUUUGGCAGUGAUGAUUACGAAAUAGAGUCACAUACGCAAUCUGAGGAUGGAAUUCGAGGAUUUCUGAACGCUCUGUAUGGAGGGCUGACCACAGAUGGACGGAGAGCCAUCAGUGCGACGAAUGGGAUAGAUUUUGAUAUUGUUUCUCAUCUGGUACCAAGCAAACUUCUGACCGAAGAAGACCUGCAGUACUACGUGAGUGAAUAUUCUAGGACGGGUCUUCGGGGACCAUGCAAUACCUAUCGAGUGCUUCAUCAGAACUUCAUUGACGAGACGCCUUUUCUAAGCAACGGUGGGGAUAAAAAAGUUGAAGUCAAUUGUCCGACGCUUUUUGUUCGCGCUAUGGAUGAUUUUGCCAUUACUUCGAGUAUGGUUGACACGAUGCUACCAUAUAUUCCACAUUUGACGAUAAAGGAAGUCCGGUCAUCUCAUUGGAUCAUGAUUCAACGCCCGCAAAAAGUGAACGAGAUUGUCCAGACUUGGCUACAGGAACAGGGUAUCAACCAGAAUUAA
Messenger RNA from Penicillium manginii, 1017 nucleotides. RefSeq names its product alpha/beta fold hydrolase. Bases 1 to 1017 code for a protein of 338 amino acids. Gene Ontology annotation, molecular function: hydrolase activity. The record is from RefSeq and is a predicted model, not a curated record. Lineage: Eukaryota; Fungi; Ascomycota; Eurotiomycetes; Eurotiales; Aspergillaceae. The transcript is spliced from 6 exons.